GACGUCACCCACAGAAGAUGACAUCGACAAGAACAAGAAGUACGAACACCUCGAGGGGUCGUUCGUUUCGAUUGAACUCUUUAUCGACCAGAAUUCGAAUCUCUGGACGUCACCCACAGAAGAUGACAUCGACAAGAACAAGAAGUACGAACACCUCGAGGGGUCGUUCGUUUCGAUUGAACUCUUUAUCGACCAGAAUUCGAAUCUCUGGACGUCACCCACAGAAGAUGACAUCGACAAGAACAAGAGUUACCCAUUGCACGGCGGCGGCAGCGGUUGCGGCUCCUUGGGGCUCAAGCUGCAAGCCGGCCUCCCGCAGUGGGGCGCCCCUAAGAGUUGCGGCGUCCCGGCGGGGCCCCCGCAGCCUUCCUCGGCGGCGGCGGCGCGCUGCAAAGGCGCCAAGCGGCGCUCGAGCUCGCCGGAGCUGCUGCGCUGCAAGCGGCGCUUGGCGUUCCCGGGCCUGGCGGGCGGCGGCGGCGGCGGGGCGGCGGCGGUGGCGCGGCGGAACGAGCGCGAGCGGAACCGGGUCAAGCUGGUCAACCUGGGCUUCCAGACCCUGCGCCAGCACGUGCCCAACGGCGCCGCCGCCAAGAAGAUGAGCAAAGUGGAGACGCUCCGCUCCGCCGUGGAGUACAUCCGAGCCCUGCAGCGGCUGCUCGACGAGCACGACGCCGUCGGCGCCGCCUUCCCGGACGGGCUCCUGCCGCCCAACGCCGCCGCCGCCGUCUCCUCCUCCUGCGCCGGCAGCGGCAGCUCCUACGCCUCCGCCUCGCCCUCCUUCGACGGCCGCGACGGCAGCUCCGUGCCCGGCUCGCCCCGCUCGGCCUACUCCUCGGACGAGAGCGGCUACGAGGGCGCCCUCAGCCCCGAGGAGCAGGAGCUGCUCGACUUCACCAGCUGGUUCGGGACCUACUGACCACCCCGGACCAGUGACACUGAAAGCAAUGCUGUGUAGGACCUCAGUACCUCAUUGUCCCAGGCGCCUGUUAUGAUGCGGCAGAAGAGUAACAAGGACUCUUAAUUUAACAUGCUUCCUGCUUUCCUCGAGCCUUUUUGGAAAGGUUCCAGG
Molecule: messenger RNA, 1069 nt
Organism: Gekko japonicus
Lineage: Eukaryota; Metazoa; Chordata; Lepidosauria; Squamata; Gekkonidae
Gene: ASCL2
Product: achaete-scute family bHLH transcription factor 2
Exons: 5
Biological process (GO): neuron differentiation; positive regulation of transcription by RNA polymerase II; sensory organ development
Cellular component (GO): RNA polymerase II transcription regulator complex
Molecular function (GO): DNA-binding transcription factor activity, RNA polymerase II-specific; RNA polymerase II transcription regulatory region sequence-specific DNA binding; protein dimerization activity
Source: RefSeq, a predicted model, not a curated record